Molecule: messenger RNA, 981 nt
Organism: Corylus avellana
Lineage: Eukaryota; Viridiplantae; Streptophyta; Magnoliopsida; Fagales; Betulaceae
Molecular function (GO): ubiquitin protein ligase binding; tubulin binding; S100 protein binding
Source: RefSeq, a predicted model, not a curated record
CAGACGAUCCUUAUAAAACAAGCCUACUUUCACAGCGACGCAAGACUAGAAGCGCAAGCAAAGUAUAGCAAUGGCGGACGAACUGGCUCUAGACUUGGAGGAGCUUCGUCACCUGCAAAGCAUCGCCAAGAGGCCUCGCAUCGUCUCCCUCAUCUCCUCCGAGAUUAGCAACCUCGAGAAGUUGUCAAAAGAGGCUGUCGCUGCAGCUUCCUCGCAAAUUCCAACUCCCAUUUCAGCUGCUCCUACGGUGCCCUCAACCCCAGCAUUGAAAUAUACUACUCUUGCAUCAUUCAGCUGGGAUCAGGACGAUGACAAAGUCAAGAUAUAUAUAUCCCUAGAGGGAGUUGAGCAGGAGAAAAUUGAAACCGAAUUUAAGCCAGUUUCGUUUGAUGUGAAAUUCCAUGAUGUCCAAGGGAAGAACUACCGAUCUGCCAUUGCUAAAUUGAACAAGGAGAUUGUUCCAGAUAAGUGCAAGGUGGUUGUUAAGCCUACAAGGUGCAUUAUUACAUUAUUCAAAGCUUCAAAGGGGAACUGGUUAGAUUUGCAGUUUAAAGAGGACAAGCUGAAGCCAAAUAUGGAUAAAGAACGGGAUCCCAUGGCUGGAAUCAUGGAUCUAAUGAAGAACAUGUACGAGGAAGGGGACGAGGAAAUGAAACGGACAAUUGCAAAAGCAUGGACAGAUGCAAGGUCUGGCAAGGCAGCUGACCCUCUAAAGGGAUUUCGUUGAACCAGUGGAGAGAGAAAGAGAGAUAAUCUUAUGACUGGGUGGUUCUUUCACUAGAUGGUGGUUUUUGUGGGGUUUUUCACAAUGCAUUUGUUAUCGUAUUUAUUUCUUUCAUGACGAGUAUCUUGGGGCUAUCAUGUUGUGCUCGCUUUGUAGGAAGCAUGACUCUGGAUAGCUUUCUGUCGUCUAAAUUGACUAGAGGUGUGUGUAUUGGAAGUGUUUCUUUAUAAUAUGAAACAACUAAAUUAUCAGCAUUA